Polyodon spathula (Mississippi paddlefish) is the source of this 3153-nucleotide messenger RNA. RefSeq names its product SH3 and PX domain-containing protein 2A-like. The coding region runs from base 570 to 2042 and encodes 490 amino acids. The record is from RefSeq and is a predicted model, not a curated record. NCBI's taxonomy places the organism in Eukaryota, Metazoa, Chordata, Actinopteri, Acipenseriformes, Polyodontidae. Gene Ontology annotation, molecular function: superoxide-generating NADPH oxidase activator activity; phosphatidylinositol binding; protein binding. Gene Ontology annotation, biological process: superoxide anion generation. The transcript has 7 exons.
AAUUUGUCCAUUACACUUGGCAUAUGGCCAAAGUAUGAGUUCAAGAAUACUGUUCAUUCUUUUCAAGUGAAGAUAAAAGUCAUGUCUAGUUAACCCUUUUUUUCUCCACUGUCCUUGUGAGCACAGCUGAUGGGACUACAAAGAGGACCACAAAAACAUGAUGCAAAUAUUGAUUUAACAUGUAGAAUACUGAAACCGCCCGCCUAUCAGUGCCACAGAGGAGUUUGUGCUAAUGAGGAGCACAUCGCGAGCCAACUCUACCUACUCGUUUUCAGUGCCAGGUGACUAAUAACUAUAAUUUCUCCUUGUAUCAUACUUUGUUUUGUUUUGCAUUGUGAAGGAUUGUAACAGCAUAUUAGCCAGAUAUUAGCCUUAUUGCUUUAUAAGAAAAAUGUUCAAAUGUAAACAUAUAUGGUUUGAUAGAACCCUUUCUCCCUGUUAAGCCCGCCUACCCUACCCUCUGAUUGGCGGGUAGGUUUGUUAUAAAUCGCACUCCCCAUUCUUCAAUUCUGUAGUUCAGGUGGAUACACUGGAAAAAAUCUGAGCAGCUGCCCGGCAAGUACCAAAACAUGAUCAACCAGAGGUACCCUGUGCACGUGAGGUUCAUCGGAGUCAUGCAAAACAAAAAUAAAAAAAAGCAGCUUCAGAAGCAGUUUCUCGUGGAGCGUGCAUUCGGCAGGAAGUCGGAGGGAGUUCUUCCAAAAUUUGAAGGUAUGUUUAAUCAACAGAAUUUGAUGUACUUUUUAGAUGUUCCUCAUAAAAGGCUGUGGAAGAAGGCCCAUAGUAAAGCGAUGCUCAGGCUGAAAUUGCUGGAUAAGUACUUUGCAGCAUUGAUGGAACUGGACCCUAAGAUCUCCCAGUGCAAUGAUGUCAUCCAGUUCUUUAUACCGCAGAAUCACGACUUGGAGCCUUUGUUUCCUAAAAACAGCAUUGUCAUCAUGCCAUCUGAAAACACCCAGGAGGUUGCAGAAGACAUGACCAAAGAUACAAAACGUCACAGUGCAGGGAACAUCACAGAGCAAUUCACCGCAGAAACGUACAGGUGUGUGGCCUCCUAUGAGACCAAGGACACCAAGAACAGACCCUUUAAAGUCAACAUUGAGGAAACUGUGGAUGUUCUCAUCAAAGACCCAGCAGGAUGGUGGCUGGUGGAGAAUGAGGAAAAGCAUAUUGCCUGGUUCCCAGCUCCAUAUCUGGAGAAAUGCUGUCACCCAGAGUAUGAUGAUACGACCGACGGCAUUCCAGAAGAAGGAAUUCAGUACUAUGCAGCCAGAGCUUAUGAAGCCAAAGACGUGGACGAACUGUCACUUAACAUCAGGGUUGUUGUGGAAGUCCUACAAAAGUCUGACAAUGGCUGGUGGUUAAUUAGGUACAAUGGGAAAGCUGGAUACGUGCCUUCCAUGUGUCUCCAACCAUACAAAAACCCUCACCAGAAAUUCCAGAUUCAAUCUAUGACUCUAUACCGUACUAUAAGUCCCCCAGGAAACCUUCUCGCUGUUAAAAAUCUUCAUCUCAACAGCUCCCAAACAUCACUCGAGCCUUGCCCAGUUGUCAAAGGGAAGCUUCAGCCUUUGGACCGACAGAAGUCAAGGUCUCUGAGCUUCCUUUCGCCCCCUGUGAUCACCGUCAACGACAUUGAUGCAAGUAGCUCGGCAAAGCUUCAAAGCAGGAUGGACAGCAUCAGCGAGGGGACUGAAGACAGAUUCAGUUCCUCUAGAGAUUCCUCAGUGUCACCAGAGAGUGAUUUUCUCAGCGUGAGUCAAACAGACAUGGAAGAGCAGCCCCAGAGAAGCAGGAACAUACCUGUAAUAACCACACACAGGCACGGUUUGGGUUUAGCGGAACAGUUACCCAGCAGCAACUCCAAUCCAAACCUGUUCAAGAGCUCUUCUGUUCCCAAGAUGCCUCCACGACCUAAUGCCCAGGAAAUACUGUCACGAUGCACGACACUUACCAAGAGGGCAGCAAUGAGAAUGCGUCCGGGUUCCAAACCCGCUGUGGCGCAAGGUCGUGAAGAGAGACUUUUCGGGAAUUUUAUUUAAAUAUGCAGCACAAACUGUAAGUAAAAGUAGUAUAAUUGUAUCUACUUUAUAUUUAAACUUGUAAGGUACACAAGACAUCCUUCUUGGCUUUAACCCCAAGUAACUUCAUUCUUAGCAGUAAUAUGAGAAUGAAUGUAAUACAUUGCAUUGUAAGUUGAAUUUUUUUUCAACAGGUAAUAUCAAAUAUUUUUAUUUUUAAAAUAUAAAAUUCUUUAUCUGUAUAGUGCAAAGUGCCGACACUGAGCGAGUCCUCCUAUAUUCAAGGCUUCAUCACUGAUUUAACUAUUUUUAGAUCAGUGAAGUCCAUCUAUCAACAUGCAUCUGGUUUAUGACACAGGAGCUAGGCUAUUAAGAUUUCCCAGCGUCACUCACACUUCCAAAGCAGUAAAUUGGCUUGUGCUGUGAUUAAUGCAAGCACUAUUUUCAACAUGUGUUGCCACAGUCGGGUGUCCAAACGAAUGUCCCUUGGAACAAAAUGCUGUUCUUGAGAAUGCUCCACUGGGCAAUGAAACACAGUACGACAUAUUGUAAACGUAAUCUGUUUGCUAGACCAAAACAGUUCUGCCUGUCUGAUUGGUUAUGCCUUAACUGUCAAGUGGUUAUGGAUUAGUUUUGAACAUGAGAGAGAGUGACAGAGCGAGACAAUGUGAGAAACGCGUACUAUUUGUUAUUUAGUUUGAAGUGUAUACUUACAAUUAAAGUGCAGUUAAAAGUUGUGAAACGAAAACCACAUGUCCAGCUCAUUCAUUUCAAAAACACUUUUUUUAAAACUUUGUUUACUUUUAUAUGAACAAUGUAUGUCGAUAUGUAUGAUAUGUGACAUUUUAUUUAUUUAUUUAACGCUAAUUAUUUUUCUAAACGUUACUUAACAUGCUAACAAUACAGGUUGCGUGCAUUUCAAAAACUAUGUCUGUAACUAUCCUCAUGUGAAUUUCCUUUUCUACAAAGUUAAGUUCAAAUGUUCUUCUGAAAGUGGUCCAAAAUGGCUCAGAAUGCAUUUGAGAACAUGUACAACCCCAUUGUCAUCCAUCAUUGUCCUCUUCAGCCUUUUUCAAUCCAAUGCUGGAUGAAGCCCCCCCAAAAAAAAAUUCUUCCAAGAUUCUGUCUGCUG